AGUAUACAUACAGAUAUAUACCAGUUAUAUAUUGAAUUAUAUACAUACAUUAAUUUCUACACAAAUUUCGAGUCACAUAAUGGCAACUUGCAGGGAGCGUUUCGCUUAUCCCAAUAAAAGCGUUUGCUCUUCAGGACGUCGAGCUACGUUCUAUUAUCCUGGCGGUGGAACAUAUUCAGGAUAUUGGUUAUCCAACAAGCAGCAUGGCUGGGGCAUAAAGACGUCCCCGAAACGAACUAGCGAAGACUUUGCCAAUAAGAAGGUACCCAACGGUCAGUUGGUCUAUGAGGGUGAAUGGUUCCAAAACAAACGUCAUGGUAGUGGCUCUAUGCUGAGAAAACAUGGACCCGAAUUAAAAUUAAUCUAUGCUGGUCGUUGGUAUAAUGGCGAGAAAUGCGGCGAAGGCAAACAGAUAUAUGCCGAUGGUUGUGUUUACUUUGGCAAUUGGCAAAAAAGUCAACGACAUGGCAUAGGUAUCCAAUGGAAUGCGAAUGGUGAUAUCUAUGUGGGCGAAUGGGAAUCGGAUCUAAGGCAUGGCUUGGGGGUUCAAUUCUAUGCUAAUGGCAAUCGUUACGAGGGACACUUUGCUCGUGGUUAUAAGAAUGGCGAGGGAGUCUUCUAUCACAUGCAUACCGGACAAAUCCAGAAGGGAAUGUGGGAGAAUGAUAAUGCCAAAGCCUCUCUAAUGCAGGACGAGGCUUCAAUACGUCGAAAUGAUAAUCCCACACCUUAUCCCAUUCCCGCCAACUAUCUCAAAUAUCCCAAUGAGAUUAUACGAGAACUAUUCCAGAGAUAUAAAGAGUUUGGUGAAAAAAAUCCACGUCCAUUCAAUGACAAGUUGUGUCUGAAAUUCAUCCAUCAUAAUCGGGAAUUCGCCGCAUUGGAGCAGCGUUUUGCCUCACCCACCAUGGUGGAUCUGUAUACGGAUGCAGGAUUCCCUUGCACUUGUGAUUGUCAGCAGCGCUCCAAAAAUUAGAAAUAAGAGAGAGAGAGAGAGAAAGAGAUUUCAAACACGAUGAAAAUUUAAUUUCUUGAUCAUUAUUCUUUCAGUUCUAAUAUAAUUCCGCUUUAGUCUUACUACUGGAUUACCUUUUAGUUAGUUCAGGUGCUAGAUUAGCAAAUGCUACAGGCCCCGAGGCAUUAGAAAUCUAUUAAAAGAAUUUGGAGCACUGAAAAA
Messenger RNA from Drosophila willistoni, 1177 nucleotides. Its product is annotated as MORN repeat-containing protein 3. Bases 80 to 976 code for a protein of 298 amino acids. The record is from RefSeq and is a predicted model, not a curated record. The transcript is spliced from 2 exons. Lineage: Eukaryota; Metazoa; Arthropoda; Insecta; Diptera; Drosophilidae.